CACGGAUAGUCGGAACACCGGCGGUGCUGAGUGGAGGUUGGGCUGUUCUGGUUCUGUUGGUGGCCCUCGUUAUCAUAUCCCCGCCCUCCAGUGUUCCCGCUCUCCUGAGGGCGGUUCUUUAAAUUGUCCAAAAACUCCUCCUGUCCGACUCCGGCGCCUUUCAUUCCUUUAUCUGCGCGAGACGCACGUGCUCUACCGAGGGAAACCUUUGGAUUAAACUUCUCACCGUGCUGGUUGGAAGAGCAAAUAUGAGCGACAAGGGGACAGUCUCACCGAAAGAGAAGGAGGCGGCAGAGAAGAGAGGGCGUGGAAGACCCCGCAAAUCGCUCGAGGUGAAAACCUCUGACGAGCCAAGUGGGUCACCAACUCCAAAGAGGCCCAGAGGGCGACCAAAGGGCAGCAAAAACAAGACUGCUGGCAAGGGCAAGAAAGCACCAGCAGCUGCGUCUGCAGGGGGCAAACGCAGGGGCAGACCCAAGAAGGAGGAGAAGGAAGAAAAAGCAUCCCAAGAAUCAUCUGAAGAAGAAGAAGAGGGAGAAGAGGAAGAGGACCAGUAACUCAACAGGACGCUACCUCACUCAACAUACUGACUUACUGUUAAUCAGAACUGGGCUGUUUCUCCAACGCCAGUGCCACCACAUGACCACUGUUCACGACAAAGCCCGCCUUUAGCCAAAGGCGGGUUAACACAGUACAUAAAUCAUGCAGCAGCACUGGAUAUAAACAGAUGGACUUGCUCAAGCUUAGAUUUACGAGGCAGGUGACAGUCCUCCUACAUGUCAAGUCUCUCAUACUGGACAAAAUGUGCUCUCAGGAGCCUGGGUGUUUGUUUUUUCUCCCCUAAACAAUGGCUUCAUGAACUUUUUCUCUGCUUAGUGGUAUUUGUUGAAUCUGAAAACCAUAUAGAUUUCUCUCCUUUUGUUUUAACUGGAUGACAAAGGUGAAAUUUACCUAUUUUGUGUGUGUGUGUGUGUGUGUGUGUUUUCAGGUGGAAAGGUUGACCUAUCCUUUGCAUUAUAUUAGAUGGAGAUGAGCUCCAGUGUUUAGGAUGAGUAGGUUAUUAACGGUAGAGGUGUCAUGUUUUAUUUUUUAGGUCUACUUAGUCGAGGCCACAGUUUUCCUGUAGGACAGAUCAGAUUUUAGCUUCUCAAACAUUCUCAGUCUUUCUGCAUGUAGAGGGGAGAUAUACCAUUUAAACAAAAUCCUGUGUGCGCUGCUUUUCGUGUUAUGACUUGUUUAUUGGGGGGGGGGGCAUGUUUUUAAGGAUAGCAUUAAAAGAAUUUUAGGUUGAACGUAAUCAGUGUUGUUUUCUUCAGGGAGCUUUUUAUAAAUGCUGUUAUAUUUUGGUCUCGUCUUCACAGUCGGCUUUUCGUGAGCACUCACUCAAUAGUUUGUGAAACUAACUGCAAUUGGUCAAACAAAGAGUUUGAUUGUAAUAGUGGAUAGUUGGUGGCACUACUAUCCAACAGGGCUGUACAUUUUUCAUUCCAUUUAGUGAUCACUGCUUGGGUUUUUUUUCUGAUUUAGUAACAAACUGGUAAAUAAAAUCCCCCUACUCUUCUGAGUGUGUGUUCUCUGUAUGCUAAAGAAAGUUGUGUAUUUUUAUUGUCAGGGAAGUUGUUCAGUUCACCUAACUGGGUUUAUUUUCCACAUACCUAAGCUGCUACAACCUCAGUUACAAAACCCGGAAAACUGCAAACGGGCACGACAAAUGCCCGGACAUUCAUACCUCACGUAAUCCGGUCACUUAAUAAUAUUGUUGCAUUUAACUGGUUCUUUUCGUUGUAAUCUCUAGCAUGAUUUGAAAAAAUGUUAUUGCAAUUUUUUUUUUUUUACCCGAUUGUAACGGUGUCCAAGAUGUUGAGUGUAUACAUUUUGCACGCUCACAUCUGAGCUCAUUCACAGCCAGAGCUUAGACAUGUUGAGAUGGCAGUGAAGUAAAUCAGCUUGACCACCAAGUUCAUGGACUGGUAGAUUAGCAAGUUUUUUUUCUUUAAAUCAUUCUGGUGCACUGAUAUGUUGGUUUAAAUUUUCAUGGACAAAAUGCGUUUGUGUAGACUCUUCGCUGAUCUGUUGUAUGUUGGACUUAAAACAGCCACGCUUACCAUAAAACUCGUCAUGUCAUUUUUAUUUUAAAUCCUGGCGAUAUCCACACAUUCUUCAGAACCAUUGAUUUCUGUUCUGUAAUCCCAGUAGGAUGACAUCAUUCUUUAAUGUACACCUAUAUAAAUGUACAAUGUCUAUAUUUCUAUGGUGCCCAACAAUUUGUAUCAAAAAAGGACAAUAAAGAAAACUCUUUGUCAUA
This is a messenger RNA of Nothobranchius furzeri (turquoise killifish), 2305 nucleotides long. It is a transcript of the gene hmga1a, whose product is annotated as high mobility group AT-hook 1a. NCBI's taxonomy places the organism in Eukaryota, Metazoa, Chordata, Actinopteri, Cyprinodontiformes, Nothobranchiidae. Gene Ontology annotation, cellular component: nucleus; chromatin. Gene Ontology annotation, biological process: regulation of DNA-templated transcription. The record is from RefSeq and is a predicted model, not a curated record. Gene Ontology annotation, molecular function: transcription coregulator activity; DNA binding.